Molecule: messenger RNA, 3444 nt
Organism: Lotus japonicus
Lineage: Eukaryota; Viridiplantae; Streptophyta; Magnoliopsida; Fabales; Fabaceae
Product: GDSL esterase/lipase At5g03610-like
Exons: 4
Coding region: 76-1188 (370 amino acids)
Molecular function (GO): hydrolase activity, acting on ester bonds
Source: RefSeq, a predicted model, not a curated record
CGAGCUCAUUCCUAGGAAUCCCUCAGCAAACUAUUCUCUUACCCUUAUUCCGUUUUCUUCUCCUCUAUCCUUUUCAUGAUGAACUCACACAAGCAACUGUUUUACCACUUGCGCCUUUUCCUACCAUUUCUUCUUCUCUCGGGACAAAUAAUGGGGAUACAAGCUGAUACUACAAAUAAAUUGUUCGUUUUUGGAGACUCCUUUGUUGAUGGGGGCAACACACCCAAAGAUGGAUCUAUCGGUAGAGUUAUAUCUAGUUACAGUGGUAGCGCUCUCGCUCCCGCUGUCCCUCUCUCUGAUGCUUGGAAAGAGCCUUACGGCAAGACCUUUCCCGGAGAACCCGCUGGAAGGUUUUCGGACGGUAGAGUUCUUUCUAACUAUAUCGCUAUGCAUUUGGGACUGCCAUCACCGCCAGUACCUUACGAAUCUAGGAAUGAUGUACCAUCAGACGAUUUGAAGAAUGGGAUAAACUUUGCUUAUGGUGGCACAGGAUUGAAUGAUACAAUCGUUCCACUCCCAAAUAUGACUGUGCAGAUCAAUUUCUUUGAGAAGCUCGUAGAAGAAAAUGUGUACAAUGUCAUAGAUCUCAGCAAUUCUAUGGCUAUGCUCUCCUCUUUUGGAAAUGACUACCUUUAUUUCUUGAGUACAGGGGGCACAGUCUGGAAUGUCAGGCCUUUCACCAGGAAGUUGGUUGAUCAAAUGACCACCAAUUUGAUUCGCGUCCAAAGGUUAGGAGUGAAGAAAAUUGCAGUGACUAGUGUACCACCCUUUGGUUGUAUACCUGUAUUGUCAGCGCAACUCCCUUAUAGUUGCUUAUUUGACCUCAUUUUUAACCCUGUCUCUACUUUCCACAACAACUUGUUGAAGGAAGCUGUUACCACACUGAACCAAGUAACCACCGAUGGCACCACCUUCUUAUUUCUUGACCUUUAUGAAAGUUUCUUGUCAGUUAUCAGCAAUCCAUCUGCUAAUAACAUCACAAAUGUUAACUCGGGUUGCUGCGUCGGGGUAAGUAAGGAUUAUUCUUGUGGAAAUGUGGAUGAGAACAAUGAGCCGAAAUAUACGGUUUGUGAAAAUCCAGAAUCAACUCUGUUUUGGGAUUCGGUUCAUCCAUCGCAUGUAGGUUGGCAAGCAGUGUAUAACAACUUGGAGAAAGGGGAGCUUGGUCGUGGUCGCCUUCAAUUCUAGAGAGCUAUGCAUCUUGUUAGAAGUAAAUAAUAAGUGAAUGAGUAAAAUACACUCACCCCCCUCAAGAUUUGCAAGAAUGACACUCCACCCCAUUCUUUUUAAAAAUCUACACUCCACCCCAUUUUUUAUAAAGGCAAAAUUUAGUGACGAAAACAAAUUCGUCACUACUAAAAACUAAUUACUAAUUAGUAAAAUUUUAAAUAAAUUUAAUGCAUAUACACUAUCAUACAUUAAUUUAUGAAAAUAAUUUUACUGAAUUAAAUUUAAAAAAACAUCCACUCUGUCUGUUAAGUCCACGUCCCAUCUAUCUCCAAAUCAUAUUUCUCAUCACAAACGGUCACCACCAAGCCUUUACUCCCUUUAACACGGCUCCACUGUCCCACAAUGUGAAACCCCACGGCACCACCAUGCCUCAAAGUUUUGUUGCAACCUGAACCCCAGAACGUGAAUCGCACAUCCCUAAAGCCACUUGUUCAACUACUUCUUGUGAAUUUCACCCCUUUAAGUUGUGAGCGAACGCUCUGUUGGUCUAAGAUAUUGUUGGAUUUUGUUAAAAACGAUGCUCCACCGCCUCGUUGGGCUCUAAUAACCUCAUAUCCACUUCAUAUUUUCAUAAUUUUGUUUCUCUAUUUUCUUCACCCAUUUGUGUUGCUUUUUUGGCCUACAACCCAAUUUUGAAAAUUGGAGGUAUAAAGAGAUUAUUUUGAUUAAAAUUGAAUUAUUACCAAAUAUGAAAAUACAAGCAUGUUUCACUAUGUUCGAGAUAUGGUUUGUAAAUUGGGCAGGUGUGCUAUUGCAUAAUUUUCAUUGUGAAUUUACGGAGGAAAAAUGCGAUUGAGAGAAUGAGGAGGAUUGUGAUGUUUUCAUUUUUAAAUUUAUUGGAUUAUAUUGAAAUUUUUUUUUGAAAUUAUUGAUUAACAAUUUAAAUAAUAACUAAUUAUUAAUGAAGAAUAUUUUUCGUCACUAAAUUUUCCUCUAUAUAAAAUGGGGUGGGAUGUAGAUUUUAGAUAAGAAUGAGGUGGAGUGUAAUUCUAACAAACCUUAAGGGGGGUGAGUGUACUUUACUCUAAGUGAAUAAAUCCAUGGUUGUGUGAGUUAUUAAGUUGAAGUAGUAUUGAUAGUCCAGCUACUAUUGGGCCAUCUCUCCCCUUUUGUGAGGACGCCACUAGGCCUAGAAGGGAACCCAAAAGGCCCACUAAGUAUCAGGAUUAUUUUCUUAUCUAAGUCCAUUAUGAUUUAGGUACUUUAUUGUUUUUGAAUGGUCCAUUGUUAGAGAUCUUUUGUUAAGAUCUUUGAUAUUGGCUGUUUUGCUUUGGCUUGUAUCUGUUUCUUGCCUCCCUGUUAUAUCUGUGUAAUGAGACUUUGUCUCCUUCUUUUUCAAAUUAAUGAAUUUCUGUUUGUUCAAAAAAAAAAAAGGCUCUCCAAUUUCCCUUCAUCCACAAACAUUGUAACCCAAUGGUGCAGAAGAAAAAUUCAAAGGUUCUAUACUCCAUUACCUUUCAUCCUAUCAACCCCACCCUGACUUUAAUUCAUGAACUUAGAGUUCUAUUUGAGAUCUAUUGUAAAUUGCAUUGAACCUUUAGAUCAUGUAAAUUUUUACACAGCUACAUCAUCACACUGCAUACAUUUUCAGAGAUAAUGGCUGAAUAAAUCAAAUAAAAAAUGAGAAGGGCAAGAGAACUCUUAUCAAUAUGUUUCCAUGGAAACUUCUUUGUUCUUUUCCCCUUGCAAAUUCUAUAUCAUGAUCACCUUUGAUCCAUAGGUCCCUCAGAUAAGUGCUUACACUUUUAGGCUUUUAUGAAUUCAUCAUCAAUUUAUCUCCAAAAACAUAUAUAAUCCACUCCGGAGGUUUCUUUGGGUUCUUCGGAUUCAAUCAAAUCUUCUUUCUUCUCACCCAUUGUCAUGUUGCUUUAUAUUUCAAGGCAAUCUAUAAGCUCUUCUUUAGAGGAUUCUUCCUCUUCCUCCUCAAAGGCUUGAGGGGAAAUUUUUCUUCAAAUAAAUCAUAAUCCUCAUUCUCUUCAAUUUGUGACUCCUCAUGUUGCUCCUUGAGAUCACUUUCAUGAACAAUGGAUAAUUUUUCUUCCUUCAUUAUUGGGGAAUACUCCUCAUUUUGUUCGGUUUCCCCGAAAGGCAUUAUUACACCUCCAUUUUGUAGCAAGUUUCUUUAUGGGUCGUUGUUCUUGUAACUCAACACGCACUUUUACGUCAAUUUUAACCUGUAAUUUUCUUUCUAAUUUCUCUUGGACAAUUCUAUCU